AUGAGUUCAAUCGGAGGCGCAACUAUCGGUGCAGGGCUGUAUGCUGCAGUGAGCAACCCAGCGCAGAUUGCUGCUACGCCCGAGGACGCAGCAGAUAAGAGACAUCACUUGAAGAACGGCAAGGGGUUUACCAAUCCCUGGGACAGCUAUGUCGAUGCUACUCCAUGGCAAUUGCUCACGGGCCUGGGUUGGCGCAAAAUCACUGGUCAAGUAAACGUCCCAGACACCACGCCACCCACUGUUCCCGUUCACACUGCGUCUUUCCUUCCCACUCGCGAAACAUCCAAAUUACGCGCAACAUGGCUCGGCCAUGCAUGCUAUUACGUUGAGUUCCCCAGUGGACUUCGCGUACUUUUUGAUCCCGUCUUUGAAGACUGCUGCGCGCCCGUCAACAUCAAGAGUCUAAAGCGUUUCACGCCUCCUCCUUGCGAGAUAGAAGAUCUACCCGUUGUAGACGCCGUCGUUAUCAGUCACAAUCACUACGAUCACCUUAGUUACCCGACCAUCCAGCGGCUGCACAAAAAGUUUCCCGAGGCACACUAUUUUGCGCCCUUGGGUAACAAAGAGUGGUUUCUUAAGAGCGGUGUGACCAAAGUGACCGAGCUGGACUGGUGGGAGAGCAGAGACUUGCAAUUGCAAGAAAAGAACGACGCUGUAUCUGUUGUUCCGAGUGGAAAUACAGAGGUGGACAAGAAGGUGAGCGGUAAUGGCGUCAUCACCGCGACCAUAGGAGCACUGCCUUGUCAGCAUGUCAGUGCCAGAGGUCCCUUUGACAAGUGCAAGACCCUCUGGGCAAGCUGGAGCGUUGAGUCUGGUGGUUCAAAAGUAUAUUUCGCCGGUGACACUGGCUACCGAACCGUUCCCAAAGGUAUACCUGCAACAGAAGACGACUACUCGGCCGCAUACUCGCACCUCCCUACUUGCCCGGCCUUUGCGCAAAUUGGUAAACACAGAGGCCCCUUCGAUCUUGGCCUCAUUCCCAUUGGCGCAUACGAACCCCGCUGGGCGUUUAGCAACGUCCAUGCGAAUCCCAAAGACGCAGUCAACAUCUUCAUUGACACUCGCUGUAAAAGAGCGCUAGGCAUGCACUGGGGAACCUGGGUCUUGACAGAGGAGGAGGUCAUGGCGCCGCCAAAAGAGCUCAAGGAGGCAUGUGAAUGGAAGGGUAUUGAACACGGUAGAGGCGGCUUUGGCAUUUGCGAUAUCGGGGAGUCGUGCGAGUUUGAAAGUGGAGCAAGCCCGGAAAAGAAGUAA
Molecule: messenger RNA, 1254 nt
Organism: Bipolaris oryzae ATCC 44560
Lineage: Eukaryota; Fungi; Ascomycota; Dothideomycetes; Pleosporales; Pleosporaceae
Exons: 3
Coding region: 1-1254 (417 amino acids)
Biological process (GO): N-acylphosphatidylethanolamine metabolic process; N-acylethanolamine metabolic process
Cellular component (GO): cytoplasm; membrane-bounded organelle
Molecular function (GO): zinc ion binding; N-acylphosphatidylethanolamine-specific phospholipase D activity
Source: RefSeq, a predicted model, not a curated record